UGACGGUUCUGAUGGACGGCAGCUAAAGCGGAGGCAAUCCCUGUCCCAGUAAGCUGUUGAUCAGUACGACGUUCCUAGAACGGCAUGUCUGGACCAUUCGCCAAAGUCUCCAUAACCUUUGCCUCAGCUGACAACAUUUGGUAGAAAACCACCCAGUUUUUCAGAGUUGGAAGCAGACCCUGCAAAGUACAAAUUCAAAGUCGUCCAGAAAAUAGAUCUUUGACUCUAUGAGUUUGAGGUGAUGGUCAACUUAAAAUGAGUCUGAGAGCAUGUGAUACCUAGCAUCCCAGCAGGAGCCUGCAAGAGAGUUUGGUCCUAGCAGUACAUUGUAGCCGGAAAACAGUCCGCCAACCGUCGAGGUGGCGGCAGCUCUCCUGCUCGAGCCAUGGGAAAGCAGAAGGCAAAAGAGCAACCAGCAGGCCCUGAAUAGGCUGAUUGCAAAGAGCGCUGCAGAGAAGAAGCCGGCAGCAAGGGAUGCAGGAACAACGGCUUCGGACGGUUCCUUUGAGCAGGGCCCUGAUCUUGUAUAUGGAAUCAGAGUAGUGGCAGGGAGUGAAUGGGAGGCGCCACUUUCUGUCCUCAUAGAGCUUCUGACCGGGCUGCACAUCAGCCUCCUCGUGGUCACUCUCGCUGACCUCCGAAGCGUCGGCCGCGGUUCUCGACGCCCGCGGCAACACGGCGGCGUUCUACCGCGACUUCUGGAAGCAACCGGUUCUCCUCCCCGGGGAACGGACCGUACCCGAUUGGAUGCCGAAAGAUGGGUCGGUUGAGAACCCCGCCUCGUCUUCGGAGAAUCCGCUGCAAACGAUAUUGGAACUGCUACGUUUGACGGAAAAGAAGGAAGCCGGUAUGGAAGUAGAAGAGGGAAUGGUUGAGAGAGGUGCGGACAAAGCUGGGGAGAAAGGGGCAGAUAGCGUGGAUCGCGGUUUGAUGAAGAAGCCGGAGAGCGACUUAUUGGAAAAGCCAAAGGGUGAUGAAGAGGGAGUUGAAGGGGCUGGCGGGGCAGACCUGAAAGUCGGCCAGCAUCAUAUGGAAUUCCGAGAGAAGGGCCCCAGCGAUGCAGAAACGGCGUCAGCAAAGGCUCGCCUCGACGCUACAGCGACGUCGACCGCCAGCGAUCCGCCGACAUCCGAACGGAACGGAACCAGCGGAAAAGCGCGGCAGCGUUCUAGGGGGGGCGCGCGCGGGGCUGGCCCGACUCCGCUUUCGGAGGCGGUUUUGCCAGAGAAGUCCCAAGUGACCGGGACAACGACAAUUGAGACGGAUGCGGGGCAGAGCGUGUGCGAAGGCUCGUCAAAAUCGCCCGGGGUAAAGGACGGGGGGCUGGGGAGAGGGCCAUCAGUAAUCGCAGAACAGCCUGCCGGGGGGGGCGGUUUAGAACCUGGACCGGGGGGGGGGGGGUGGGCGGACGAGAUUACCAGCCUGGCGGAGACGCCCGGUGACAUUCCAAACCAGCUCAAGGAGGGCGGGGAGCAAGCAGCCACGAAACCGCAAAAGGGGAGUCGAUUGCCAACAAGAAAAGCGUCAAGAAGACCAAGAAGAAGCAGAAAAAGAAGAAGGGUCAGGCCGCCGUAG
Klebsormidium nitens is the source of this 1575-nucleotide messenger RNA. The record is from the annotation of a GenBank genome assembly. NCBI's taxonomy places the organism in Eukaryota, Viridiplantae, Streptophyta, Klebsormidiophyceae, Klebsormidiales, Klebsormidiaceae.